AUGGCGCAACCACUUCAGUCAAUCAAGAUCCUGACAGAUAUUGUGACUCUCUUGCAGACAACAAUAUCCGCGCCCUAUGCUUCCACCGGGCCUCUUCUUAGUCCCGAUAUCAUCCUUGCACUAGACAACAAUCUCAAUCGCAACCCAUUCAAUUCCAGAAACACGCCACAGGGAAACAGCAGGCUGGACAAUCUUGGCACAUUGCUUUGGAAUACCUGCACGCAGGUGUCACUCUCGCGCGCUGACAAUCCAGACGAUUCGCAAACGCUUGCAAAAGUGAGAGCUGUUGCAUUUGCGGUGUUGAACAAAGCUGUGCCUGCCGACCUCUUAGGAUCUCUCAGAGCUCUGGAUUUAGCUCUUAGUGCUGCACAGAUUUGUCUUGUGAAUAGUCAACUUGAUAUUGCGCUGAAUAUCCUGUCGUGCGCCGCCCAGAGACUCGCCAAUGUCCAGCCCAGUCGUCUUGAACUUGAUCCGGCGAUCAACCGCACCCUUACCACACGAUACUAUCUCCUUCGUUGUCGUUUGGCCUGGUUACAACGCCGACCAGAUCUCGCCGAGCUUUUCUUUUCCAAAGUUCCUGGGCCAGUCUUAUCAAAGGAUCGAGAAUUGAUUUUUGAGCUCUGCUUCAUUAUUGGUGAUUCGGCUCUUGCACUGCGCCAGUCCGAGACUGCACUUACAUGGCUGCAAAGAGCAUCUGAACAUUUGCAGUUCUUGAGUAUCUCCACUGAGAUGACUUUCCCUUCCUUUGACUCAUGGAACUUAAUUGUUCGCCAUUCUAUUGCUGUGGCUUGCACCCAAUUGAAAACGCCCCAAGCAAUCGCUAUUCGCACAAGUGAAAUGUUCAUCUUGAGAGAACUUUACCCACAGCAACCCGGGGUGAUCCUUCUUGACCUUUCUGUUGGACACAAUAAUGGUGGUAUCAGUUUCGAGAGACUUCUUGAGGGGAUGAUCCUUACAGAGUCGAGCAUGCCAGUAAUUCUUCAGUUCGCCCGAUCUUUGGGCCAGACAGGUGGUUUGGAUGACGGAAUCCAAGCAUUUCGUAUUUUACUCACGCGCCCUCUCCCAUCCAGCGAGUGGAGAGAAAAAUGCUUUGUUUGCUUCGUUCUUCUUUUGAGCAGAAUACGGGAUUCUGAUACUGACUCCACUCAUAUGAGCACACUUGAGGAUAUGCUUAAGGAACUAGAGAGCAGUGGAUAUCCAUCGCUCAGUGCCACCGCAGCUCAAGCCGCCAUGAUUUGCCUCUGGAAAAUGACAGGUGCUGCAAUGCUCAAACAGGACUAUUGUACUGGACAGCGAUGGCUUCUCAUUUGCACUGUCCCCAUGAUAUUCAGAAAUUGCUCCUCGCGCAUUCAGAUCACAAUACAAAAAAAGCUGAUUGCAUGUUAUCUGCAUAAUGGAUACAUCGAUAACGCUCGAACGCUAAUGGACCGGGGUCUGGUUCAAAAUCCACGGGAUUUCCAAAGGAUGUAUCUGGCUUACAGGUUAAAUAUGUUGGAGGAAAGAGAUGUCUCUGGAUUUUUCCGUCUCGGUUUCCCUUCGGACCCUAUACCGAAAAAGCAACUGAGUCUACUAUCGUGUGCAAUGGAAGCCCAGCGACAGCACAAACCAGAACAAGUGCUGGACUGUCUUGAACAGUUCAUCAAGUGCUUGACCUCAGAUGAUAUUUAUCAUCACGACUUUUCAGCUGCUGAACAUUACAUGUUUGCAAUUACGCUUCUUCUUGAAGAGCUCUCCAAAGGCUUCAAUCAAAGGCUUGGUCAACACAUUGAGACUGUACUUGAGAGCACCUCGUCUUUUGUCAAAGAGACCAGCGUAUUUGAAGGAGGUGCACAGGAGGUCUCGGUCACUCAACUGCAAUGGCUCUACUUCGCGACUUACAAGAUUGCUUUGAAACUUAGCAAAUCUUCUGGAUUUCAGUGGACUGAUCCUGUCCUAAAAUACUCAAAAGAGUUUGCGCUUCAGUAUCGUCGGAUUGCCUACCCCGAAACAGUUUCUAAAGCACCCAGGCCACAUCUUUUUGCGGUUGCUUAUCUCAGUCUUCUUGUUUCCUCACUUGAGGCUCGCUGCGAGGUUGAUCCAGCUAAGAAGAAAUCACACUACGAGAACGUGCGCACUUCUUUCAAUGAACUAGAUGAUUUGUUCGGCUGGGACGACGGCGAAGAAGAGUCAGAUCAUGAGGUGCAUGUGAAAGAAGACCGACACCAUGAUAUCGCGCAAUUCUUCGACCUCGAGGCUGCUAUGCAUCUCGAGCAGUGGGAAGAUGUCACAAAAAUAUCCGAAUCCGAUGAUGCGUUCCCCAAAUCGAAAUUUCACGCGCCGAUCAUGGAUCUCACUCUCCAACUGAGCUUACCACCCGCACUAGCGGUCAAAAUCAUUAAGCGAAUCGUCAGCAAACUCGGGGCAGCAGAGGCCACUUCAGGAUUGCCCAUUACUUCAUGGCAAUACAAUCCCCGCAUUGCGCUGCCUCGCUAUCUACAUUGUCUGUUCAUCCUGGCCAUAGCACCACGUUUAGAUGUGCAAGACGUUCCUGGACUUGCCCACCUCAAUGUUGAAAUGGUCGAUCCUGAGGUCGCCGAACGAGUGCUCGACCAGGUCAUCGCAAUGGGAGCCGCGGAGGCAGAAGUCAAAAGUGAAGAACAAUCUGAGCAAUCCAGUCUCGGUAUUCCCCAGCGCGAUUCAGAGCUUUAUCCUUUCCGUGGCAGAUUUACAUAUCCGACCCCGGAGUUGAUCAAGAUUGCCACCAUGGCGUUCAAUAAGGCCUGUGAAUUCUACCGUGUUACUAGGGACGAGGAGUGUCAGCGUUGGGCAAACAAGGCGAUUAGUGUUGCUCAGCUUGUGCCUGGCUCUGAGGGCGAGGCCAUGGUCAGGGUGCUUCGAAACAGGCUAUCCAGUCUGAUUAGUGUCUAA
Messenger RNA from Penicillium paradoxum, 2907 nucleotides. Its product is annotated as SPO22/ZIP4 family meiosis protein. The coding region runs from base 1 to 2907 and encodes 968 amino acids. NCBI's taxonomy places the organism in Eukaryota, Fungi, Ascomycota, Eurotiomycetes, Eurotiales, Aspergillaceae. Gene Ontology annotation, biological process: regulation of synaptonemal complex assembly; meiotic cell cycle. The record is from RefSeq and is a predicted model, not a curated record. The transcript has 18 exons.